AGGUUAGGACGGCGGCGCUACUGCCCAGAGCGAGGCGGCGAGGGCCGGCCUCCAGCCUAGGGCUGUUGCCGCUGUUCCUCCCCGCUCUGUCUCCCUGGCAGCUGUAGCCUCAGCCUCUCCCGAGCGCGGAAGGCGGGACUCUGGUGCCGAAGCUGCUUCCUGCUCCGCUGAGAAGCAGGGAAGAGCCCGCUGGUGCCAGCAGACGCGAGGGGCCGCCGCCAUGGCCUCGCUCUUUAAGAAGAAAACGGUGGACGAUAUAAUUAAAGAACAGAAUAGAGAGUUACGAGGUACACAGAGGGCCAUAGUCAGAGAUCGAGCAGCUUUGGAAAAACAGGAAAAGCAGCUGGAAUUGGAAAUAAAGAAAAUGGCUAAAACUGGAAACAAAGAAGCCUGUAAAGUUCUAGCCAAACAGCUAGUGCAGCUGAGAAAACAAAAAACUCGAACAUACGCAGUCAGUUCAAAAGUUACAUCCAUGUCUACUCAAACAAAACUGAUGAACUCUCAGAUGAAGAUGGCAGGAGCUAUGUCAACAACAGCAAAGACAAUGCAAGCUGUUAAUAAAAAGAUGGAUCCACAAAAGACACUGCAAACAAUGCAGAAUUUCCAGAAGGAAAACAUGAAAAUGGAAAUGACUGAAGAAAUGAUUAAUGAUACACUGGAUGACAUUUUCAACGAUUCUGAUGAAGAAGAAGAAAGCCAGGAUAUUGUGAACCAAGUCCUUGAUGAAAUUGGAAUUGAAAUAUCUGGAAAGAUGGCCAAGGCUCCAUCAGCUGCCAGAGGCAUGCCAUCUGCAUCAACAUCCCAAAGUGCCACAAUUUCAGAUGAAGAGAUUGAGCGGCAGCUCAAAGCCCUGGGAGUAGAUUAACCUGAUGGCGACAUGCAGCCUGCUUUUUGCAGUUACUCCAGUGUGGGAAUGUAUAUGAACUUCCAAUACAGAUUUCAAUAAAAACCAAAUUCCUCUUAUCUAUAUUGCCUCAGCUAUCACUGGUGACAAGAACUUCUAGAGGCAAUUGGAGAAACUAGACAUAAUCUAUUACAAGAGAACAGUACAGAAUGAGGAUCAUAUCAGAACAAUGUGCAUGAUGUAGAAGUUGUAUGCCUGACCAAAUUGGGUUGUGCUGUAAACAACAGUCUUAAUUUGGAUUGGUUGCAUUUAGCCUUUUCUACAAAAAUACCUUGCUUGAUCAGCACUCACCUUUAGAUUUCUAAACUUUUUGAAGUUAUUAUUAGCAGUCACUCUGAAGGCAAUGAAAGUAAAUUAAAAGUUUCUUGCAAAGAUAUUAAGUCCUCUUAAAGUAAUACAUUACUUUUAAAGUGAGACCACUUUUUUUCCUUUCAACUGGGAGGUGGCAUUUAUUUUUUUUUUCAGCUGAAGGAUGUAUUUUAACCAUUUAGGGAGUCUUUUUAUAAGCGCCUUCCUAGCAUGUUCAUAUCCAUUCAGCCUGGUUUGGGGAUAAUGUGUGUGUUUCUAAUUUAUUCUGAGUGCAAUGCUGCUAUUAUUAGUAGAACCUUCUUGAAAGCAAGGUUCUGUGCCAUCGGUAUUUUGGUAUAGCAGAUUGUCUGUAAGGAAAGUACUGAACAAACUCCAUUGUACUGUAACUUAGCUAACUUGAAGAGAAUUGUGUGCCUUUGUGUACAUAGCCCUUAUUUUUUUAUUAAGCUUUGAAUUGUGGAAAUUAAUGUUAAAGCCAUUCUCUCAACGUAUACAGCACUGAGUUACACAAGCUCAACAGCAAUUGCUGUGAAGUAUGUAAAUCUAAUGCCUGAAAAAGAUGCUCUUUCUUAAAAAGCAUGUGUACAUAUUGCUGUGCUUCAUUUUUUUCAUCAAAAAAGUGUUGUUUGAAAAAAUGCUUGAUUGUCUGUGGAAUAUUUGUUUGUUAAAUUGAUUUCUUGCACAUUAACAGGAGUGAUGAUUAUAUGUUUGCCUAUUUCAAGUUUAAUGGAUUUUCUUUGGAGUUUAAAAUUACACCGAAGAGUAAAAUAGUGGAUAUCUUGACGUAUUAUAGGAAAUAUAGUUCACUGAAACUCUAUAUAGUGAUAUUUACAGUAGGAUGUGAAAAUGAGGUUAUCCUCCUUUGAACUGCCAUGUGGAAAUAACUGAAACAUUGGAAAUGAUCAAGAAUGCAACUGUUGAUUAUCAUCAGCAAGAAGCACAGGAAAACUAUGAUCCUGGCCAUAUAUUGUGUUCAAGUAGGGCAUCAGCAGCAAGACUGAGAGCCUGGGACUCCAAUUCAGUAUAAUUAAGACUUGGCAAGAUAAACAGAAGGUCAGCAUAAUCUGCAAUACAUAUUUAAUUGGGUUUUGUAGUUUUACAGAAUGUGGCACUAUGGCUACUUAGGUGAAUCCUUGUUUUUAUGGACUUUCAAAAUAUGAAAUAAAGGCUUUUAAGUCCUCCA
Eublepharis macularius is the source of this 2396-nucleotide messenger RNA. It is a transcript of the gene CHMP2B, whose product is annotated as charged multivesicular body protein 2B. Lineage: Eukaryota; Metazoa; Chordata; Lepidosauria; Squamata; Eublepharidae. Gene Ontology annotation, biological process: late endosome to vacuole transport; endosome transport via multivesicular body sorting pathway; protein transport. The transcript has 6 exons. Bases 221 to 865 code for a protein of 214 amino acids. The record is from RefSeq and is a predicted model, not a curated record. Gene Ontology annotation, cellular component: ESCRT III complex; multivesicular body.